AUGCCGCGCCGCCGCCUCUCUUACAGGUCGGUGCGGCCCAGCGCGGCGUUCGCCGUGGUCGACCUCGCCCGCCUUCGCUCCGUGCGGGUCACCCGGGGACCGCCCGCCACCGCGUGGGUGGACUCCGGCGCGACGCUCGGGGAGCUCUACCACGCCGUCGGGAGGGCCAGCGGCCGUCUCGCGUUCCCGGCGGGCCUGUGCCCGACGGUGGGCAUUGGCGGGCACCUCAGCGGCGGCGGCUUCGGCAUGCUCCUUCGCAAGCACAGCCUCGCCGCCGACCACGUCGUGGAUGCCGUGCUGGUAGAUGCCAAGGGGCGGCUCCUGGACAGGACCUCCAUGGGGCGCGACGUCUUCUGGGCCAUCCGUGGCGGCGGCGGUGGAGGGAGCUUCGGCAUCGUGCUGUCGUGGAAGGUGAAGCUCGUGCCCGUGCCGCCGACGGUUACGGUGUUCACCGUUGCCAAGUCCGUCGAGGAGGGCGCCGUAGACAUCCUUGCCAAGUGGACAGGUGGCCAGCUUCCAGUCCCUGUACCUGGGCACCUGCGACGCGGGCUGGCUGGGACGAUGCCGACGGUGUUGGCGGGGCGGCAGAGUUGGUUGCGGAGGCACUGCAUGACUGACGAGAACGAAGCGCACAUGCGCGCGCUCGCGUGUUUGUUGCCGGCGUGUUCAUUAUGA
Messenger RNA from Lolium perenne, 675 nucleotides. RefSeq names its product berberine bridge enzyme-like Cyn d 4. Gene Ontology annotation, molecular function: FAD binding. NCBI's taxonomy places the organism in Eukaryota, Viridiplantae, Streptophyta, Magnoliopsida, Poales, Poaceae. The record is from RefSeq and is a predicted model, not a curated record.